AUGGAAAAGCUCGAGCGAUUCUUGUCGCGGCCGACAGCGAAGCCAUACAAGACCGGCGACAUAGAAGCCUCCGAAGAAAUACACCUUAACGACGAAGGGUUGCUUGAGUUUGGCCCUGACGAUAUCGAAAAUCCUAAGAACUGGUCCACCGCAAGAAGAUGGUACAUCACCGUGGUGUCGGUCACCCUAGUUGUGAACGCUACAUUCGCAUCUUCUAGCCCAUCUGGCACGCUUGAGUCACUCUCGACAGACUUGCACGUCUCCACCGAAGCUGGGGGACUCGUUAUCACAUUGUUUCUCCUAGGGUACUGCGCUGGCCCCUUGGUAUUCGCCCCGCUUUCGGAAUUCUUCGGUCGCAGAUACAUCUUCUACGUUACCUUUACGCUGUACCUGGCCUUCAAUUUCCUUUGCGCGUUCACCCCUAACUUCGGUGGGCUCUUGGUGGGACGGUUCUUGACGGGUACCUUCGCAAGUGCUCCUCUCUCCAACGCACCAGGUGUACUGGCAGACAUAUGGGGACCACUGGAGCGUGGAAAUGCAAUGGCUGCCUUCUCCAUGAUGACUUUCAUCGGUCCAUCGCUCGGACCCGUUAUAUCAGGCUUUCUCCAACUGAAGAAAGACUGGCGAUGGUGCUUCUACGUUCUUCUCUGGCUGGGUGCCUUUACCGAGAUACUCAUGUUCACGAUUCCGGAAACAUUGCCCUCAAUCGUGCUCCGCAACAAAGCCAAGCGCAUACGCGCCCUGAAGAUCCCUGGCUAUGAACAGGUCAAGGCACCAGUUGAAGUGACGGAUAGGACACUCGCAAGCAUGUUCCAUGUUGCUCUCACUCGACCAUGGAAGAUCCUCAUCGACCCCAUCUCCUUCGCCGUCGCCAUUUACCUUGCCGUCGUAUACGCCCUGCUGUACAUGCUCUUCACCAUCUACCCCAUCGUCUUCCAACAACACCGCGGCUGGAACUCCGGCGUCGGCGAACUCCCACUCAUCGGCUCUGCCCUCGGUGCCGCCAUCGGCGGCGCCAUCAUUUUCGCGAACACAGCCAGGGACAGAAAAAGAGCGGAAGCCGGCUACAAAGCCACACCCGAAGACCGUCUUCCUGUAGCCAUGCUCGGCGGCGUCAUGUUCCCCAUCACCAUGUUCUGGUUCGCGUGGUCGGCAGAGUACAACAGCGUUCACUGGGUCGUUCCUACUCUCGGCGGUGUCUUCCUCUCGACUUCUAUCUUACUCAUCUUCGUCGCUUAUCUCAACUACCUCACCGACACGUAUCUCAUGUAUGCUGCGAGCGCGUUGGCAGCGAAUACCGUUGUGCGCUCCGCCGCAGGAGCUGCUGCGCCGUUGUUCACACAGUACAUGUUCGACGCUCUUGGUGUUGGGGGCGGUGGCUCGCUUAUUGCUGGCAUGGCUUGCGUGCUUGCGCCUAUUCCUUUUGUGUUUUAUAAGUAUGGUGGCCCGAUUCGGGAACGCUCGAAGUUUGCGCCUACGCCGGAGAAGGCGAAUGAGGGGAAUGGGGCGAAGUAG
Molecule: messenger RNA, 1515 nt
Organism: Alternaria metachromatica
Lineage: Eukaryota; Fungi; Ascomycota; Dothideomycetes; Pleosporales; Pleosporaceae
Exons: 1
Coding region: 1-1515 (504 amino acids)
Biological process (GO): transmembrane transport
Molecular function (GO): transmembrane transporter activity
Source: RefSeq, a predicted model, not a curated record